AUGGGCUGGCUGAGGAGCUGUGUGGAGCUCAACUCAUUGAGUUGGUUUGAGUGGAUGGGCUGGCUGAGGUGUGUACGGAAGCUGUGUGAAGCUGUGAAGUGGUGGGAGCUGGGUUGUGCUGGAUGUGCAGGGGAGCUGGGUCAGCUCACCCUACCAAAAGUACCAUUUGUUUUUGACAGAAACUGUUUGGACCAUGUCUGGAAGGUUAAUAAUGAUAAAAUAAAACCCCCUGAAGCUUCCUGGGGAGAAAAAAUUCAGGCAGCUCAGCUGAGCUCCCCCAGCUCCACUGUGAAUCCGGCUUUAAACAAAAGGUGA
This is a messenger RNA of Puccinia graminis f. sp. tritici CRL 75-36-700-3, 315 nucleotides long. RefSeq lists its product as uncharacterized. The transcript has 2 exons. The record is from RefSeq and is a predicted model, not a curated record. The coding region runs from base 1 to 315 and encodes 104 amino acids. Lineage: Eukaryota; Fungi; Basidiomycota; Pucciniomycetes; Pucciniales; Pucciniaceae.